CACUGAUAACUUGCACAUUAUCACUGACGCUGUGUCCGGUGCUCACUCUUCACACCUCACAUUCAUCAUCACCAUGUCCGACGCUGAGCAGCAGGCAGCCUUUGACGUCCUCUUCGACCGCGGCAUCCAGACGCGCCGCAAGGUCCUCGGCGACCCGUACGUCGACCGCCAGCUCGCCAAGGGCAGCUCGGAGUUUGCGCGCCCCGCACAGGAGUACGUGACCCGCAACGCGUGGGACGGGCUGUGGGGCCGCCCGGGGCUCGAGCUCAAGCACCGCUCGCUCGUCGUCAUUACCGUGCUCGCUGUCGGCGGGCACAACCAGGAGCUCGCGGGCCACACGAAGGGCGCACUGCGUAACGGCCUCACCGAGGUCGAGAUCCGCGAGGCCAUGCUCCAGAUCAUGGGCUACGCCGGGUUCCCUGUCGGCCUGAAUGCCUUCCGCGUCGUCGAGGCCGCGAUUGAGGAGUACAAGGCCGAGCAGGCCGCUGAGGGUGGCGAGGCCAAGGCCGAGGGAAGCAAGACUGAGGCCAAGUAGGACAAAGCAUGAAUCCGCUGCAUUGAG
This is a messenger RNA of Vanrija pseudolonga, 562 nucleotides long. It is a transcript of the gene pcaC, whose product is annotated as 4-carboxymuconolactone decarboxylase. The record is from RefSeq and is a predicted model, not a curated record. The transcript is spliced from 3 exons. Gene Ontology annotation, molecular function: peroxiredoxin activity. NCBI's taxonomy places the organism in Eukaryota, Fungi, Basidiomycota, Tremellomycetes, Trichosporonales, Trichosporonaceae. Bases 74 to 535 code for a protein of 153 amino acids.